AGAGACGCGGACCGACCAAACCCGCACGCCGCUUGUUCUAUAGCUCGGCCGCUCGGCAGGUCAAGCCGCCCGCCCGUAAACCCUAUCUUCUCCUGUUCCCCUUCGCCCCCGGCCGGCGACGACGCCGCGCGCGCAGCGAACCCAGCCCCUCCUCCGGUUGCAGUAAGCAAGGAAGGAUGAGUAGGCGCUGGAGCCGGACCAUUUACGUUGGGAACCUCCCAGGGGAUAUCAGGGAGCGGGAGGUGGAGGAUCUCUUCUACAAGUAUGGACGGAUAGUUGAAAUUGACUUGAAGGUCCCCCCAAGGCCUCCUGGCUUUGCUUUUGUUGAGUUUGAAGAUCCCCGUGAUGCUGAAGAUGCGAUUCAUGGCCGAGAUGGCUACAACUUUGAUGGGAAUCGGCUUAGGGUUGAACUUGCACAUGGCGGGAGGGCCAACUCUUCAUCCCUUCCGAACAGCUAUGGUGGUGGGGGACGCCGUGGUGGUGUCUCUAGGCAUACGGAGUAUCGUGUUCUGGUUACUGGACUACCUUCUUCUGCAUCAUGGCAAGAUCUAAAGGACCAUAUGAGAAAGGCUGGUGAUGUUUGUUUCUCUGAGGUGUACCGUGAGGGUGGUGGUACUAUUGGAAUUGUUGAUUAUACAAACUAUGAUGAUAUGAAGUAUGCUAUAAGGAAGCUUGAUGAUACUGAAUUUAAAAAUGCCUUCUCUCGAGCGCCUAUAAGGGUGAAGGAGUAUGCUGGAAAAAGCAGCCGCUCCUAUUCACGCAGCCGUAGCAGAAGCCGAAGUGGCAGCUACAGCAGGAGUCCAAGUCCAAAGAAAAAACCAUCACGCCGUUCAGCGUCAAGAUCUCGGUCGAGAUCAGUUUCUUCCCAUUCAAGGUCACCGUCAAAGGAACGCUCUCCAUCAAGAUGAGGGAUUGUGCGGCGAUCUAGGGAUUGCAUAUUAGGAAAUUGAGGAUGGGGAUUUGGUCAGUUUGCACCAGCUCCAUUGGUUGACCGAGGUAUGGUAAUAAACUGGGAAUUGAACUGGAAGCUAAAAAUCAUCUAUUGUUUUUCUUUACCUAAUGGACUGUAACUGAUUACAUCAGAGCUUGGGCAUAGAGGUUUGGAACUCUGGAAGUAGAGCAUUAAGGAUUGACGGUUUGGACUAUGACGGCACAAUGGUAUUUGCUCAGAUUUGAGUACGCGAGGACUGGCUCCUUCACAGGCUUCAAAUUGGAGGGCUGUUCUAGCGUAUAUGCCGUAACAUUGACACAAAACACUUUCAGUACUGCAUGUUUUUUGACACAAGGAACUGAUUGCUUUUAAUUUCUGUGAACCCAUUUUACUUGCAUUUGGCGAUUGGAAUGCCGGGGAGGAUGGAGGUUCUUGGAAGCAAGCUAUUAAAGCCCCAUUCUGGAUAUUGAUUUCUCUUGUUUU
Messenger RNA from Triticum aestivum (bread wheat), 1414 nucleotides. Its product is annotated as serine/arginine-rich-splicing factor SR34. The record is from RefSeq and is a predicted model, not a curated record. Gene Ontology annotation, cellular component: nucleus; cytoplasm. Gene Ontology annotation, molecular function: mRNA binding. Lineage: Eukaryota; Viridiplantae; Streptophyta; Magnoliopsida; Poales; Poaceae. Bases 177 to 908 code for a protein of 243 amino acids. The transcript has 12 exons.